AUGAAACUCCCUUUGCUUCUCACCCUCGGUGCGGGCGCCUUGGUCAAUGCUCUUUCCAUCGACACUAGUUACCAACAGCAAAUUGCGCUCGAAGACUCACAGCCCCUGGAGCAAGAUCAAUAUCUGAUUGAAUUGAACCCUGGAAAAAUCAGAUGGGUGUCCGAAGAGGAGAAAUGGGAGCUGAAGAGGAACGGCGUGAGGUUUAUGGACAUCACGGAAAAUGGCCACACAUAUCCCUACGUCGUAACCUCCGAGUCAGCAUCCACUGCCGUCACCUACCCUUCGAAACCAGAGCACAACGAGACGGUCAGGUCGCUGGCGAAAGUGCUGGACAAGGAUAACAUGCGAAAGCACCUUGAAGGACUCACCUCAUUCCACACUCGAUACUACAAGAGCCAGUCCGGCAUUGACGCAGCGACAUGGCUAUACCAGCAGAUCUACGAAACAGUCUCAGCUUCUGGAGCCUUCGAGCACGGAGCCAGCCUGGACAAGUUCGCACAUCCAUGGGGCCAGUUCAGUAUCAUUGCCCGAUUUCCUGGAAAAACCAACCACACUGUUGUGAUCGGGGCGCACUUGGACAGUAUCAACCUGUUCUUGCCAUCAAUCCUCGCGGCGCCCGGGGCGGAUGACGACGGGAGUGGCACCGUGACCAUUCUCGAGGCUCUUACAGCACUUCUUCGGUCCGAGGACAUUGUCCAAGGCCAGGCAGAGAAUACGGUGGAGUUCCACUGGUAUUCGGCGGAAGAAGGAGGUCUUCUGGGCAGCCAGGCUAUCUUCAAAUCCUACCAUGAGAACAAAAAGGACGUUAAAGCGAUGAUUCAACAAGACAUGACUGGCUACGUGGAGCAGACAUUGGCGCAUGGGAAACCCGAGUCGGUUGGGGUGAUUACGGAUUUUGUCAACCCCGACCUCACGGAAUUCAUCAAAAAGAUCAUCAAGGCGUAUUGCGAUAUUCCAUACACUCUGACCAAGUGCGGAUAUGCCUGUUCGGACCAUGCCUCGGCGAGUAAGUAUGGGUAUCCCUCGGCCUUUGUGAUCGAGUCGGACUUUGAGUAUUCGGACAAGAAGAUUCACACCACGGAGGAUCUAAUCAAAUACUUGAGCUUUGAUCAUAUGUUGCAGCAUGCGAAGAUGACGCUGGGAUUCGCAUACGAGGCUGCCUUUGCCAAAUUCUAG
Capronia epimyces CBS 606.96 is the source of this 1176-nucleotide messenger RNA. RefSeq names its product leucyl aminopeptidase. Gene Ontology annotation, molecular function: metalloexopeptidase activity. Bases 1 to 1176 code for a protein of 391 amino acids. The transcript is spliced from 2 exons. The record is from RefSeq and is a predicted model, not a curated record. Gene Ontology annotation, biological process: proteolysis. Lineage: Eukaryota; Fungi; Ascomycota; Eurotiomycetes; Chaetothyriales; Herpotrichiellaceae.